AUGGAAACAAAUUCCUUCAUCUACAUGCAGACUCGCUUCACAACUGAGGCAGAAAAUCCUAUCAGUCUUCUAAAGGACGUUGACGGCAUUGAUACCUUCGCCAACGACCUUCAACAAAACCAGAAGACGGGUAGCGCAGGCCACACUCGCCCCCGACAGUCCCUCAACCCACGCAUCCAGUUUUUGCGCCUUUCGGCUCUGGUUCGAUCGCGAACCGGCGUAUUAGGAGCGACUCCUCCAUAUCAGCCCGUGCCGCCAUCUUUGUAUCGAUCCCCCACCGUCGAGCCGGAGCAGGAGUUAGACGCGCGAUCCGAGCAUAGGGGGUCUUCUCCCUUGCGUAAUCUCGCUUUCUCACGCUGGCCGCCGGUGUAUGAGUCACAACGACGCACGCCUAUAUCUGACCCAAUCAUCUCGACCAGGCUGCGACGAAAUCUCCGCUCGAGGAACAGCAGGAUGCCUCAGACAGGAUUUCAGGCUCUGAUUUUAUGUGGUCCUGGUAUUGGACUCAGCACCUUCACCAGUGUCCCGGCAGAAUAUCCCAAGGCCUUGGUUGAAGUCGCCAAUCGGCCUAUGGUCUGGUAUGUCCUGGAUUGGUGCUAUCGAAUGGGCGUGACAGACAUCACUCUUAUCACUCCCCCAACGUCAAAGGGUUCAAUAGCUGCCGCCCUCGCACAGAAUCCAUACUUGACUUCUCUACCGUCGCCAACUCCUGACCUGCUAGCUCCCGAGGAACUGGAAUUUACGACGCCGACUGCGGAGCUCCUCAGAUUACCAGAGGUACAAGCUAACAUCAAGUCCGAUUUCCUUGUUCUACCCUGCGAUCUCAUCUGUGCUGUCUCGGGAGAUGCCUUCCUCGAGACCUAUCUAACGAGGCUGGGAGGACCAGGUGGAAUCGGUAGUAGCACAGGUCUAGACAAUGAUACAUCUAGAAACGAGCUUCUAGCGCUUGGAGGCGAACGUCGAGGACGACGUGGUGGUCUGUCAAUAUGGUACAAUACCGUUGACCGAGAGGAGAGCGUCAAAGGCGAGGAAUGCGACUUUAUGUGCACCACCAAAGUCGACCCCGAACACGACAUACCGCUUUCGAAAACUGCAUCCUCGCAAACACAAGGAAUCCUUCGCAAACUUGUCUGGACGAUGCCCAUGUCCGAGCUUUGGGAUCAUUGCGAGGAGAACAAAUCGUGGAAGAUUCGACAGUCUCUCCUCCGGAAACAUGGCGCGAUCAAGUGCAUGACCAGAUACCGAGACUCUCAUAUUUACCUCUUCCCUUAUUGGGUCAAGGAUUUCGCGAAGCUGAACGAGGAUUUUGAAUCCGUUAGCGAAGAUCUUGUGGGCACUUGGGCGAAAGCUGAAUGGCGCAAGCCUUCCUACCGAGCUCGGUUUGGCGCGAGAAAGAUUUUCUCCCAGAAGAACUCUCUAGAACGGAGUGAACUCCUUUCCCAUGAGCGGCCGAUCGAGGAGGAAAUCGAUUUGCUAUCGCUCAGCAGCACACAAAUUACCGCACAACCAGUAUCCGAGUCGCCGCCCACGGUACGCACCGCCAGACUUGCAUCGAGAGUUCACGCCGACGCAGAAGACAGCAUCCUUUCCCCAUCUGAAGAGUCUCAAGCGGGGGAGGAAGCAGGACCGAUACCUCUCGUCCCUCCCAUUUUGUCUUACAUCCUCCCAUCCGCGCCUGACGCGCCGCUGGUGCGCAGAGUCGACACCACACCACUUCUCCUGUCCGUUUCCCUUUCUCUUGCGAAGCUGCCAGCCAUAGAAGAAUCUUUAGCCGCCAGAAUACCGGUGUCUCCAUUCGCACACCAGUCCAAAAUACACGCAACUACGACGAUCGCGCCGCGCGUGACCAUCUCGCGUGCCGACACGCUUAUCGACAGCAAUGGUACGAUCGCGACGCAGUGCGUAAUCAAGUCUAGCGUGAUCGGUGCAUCUGUGGCGAUUGGGACCGGCACCAGGAUCACUGGGUGCGUGAUCAUGGAUGGCGUUACUAUCGGCGACAAAUGUGUUUUGACCAACACGGUGGUGGGCAAGAAGGCCAAGGUGGGAAACAAGUGCUCGCUGGUGGGCUGUGAGGUGCAAGACGGCAACGUCGUCGCGGAUGGCACCGAGGGCAAGGGCGAGAAGUAUCUUGUGGGAGGGUUGGAGGAUGAAAUGGAGGGUGAGGAAGGGAUGGGGUUUGAUGACGACGAUCCAGAUGCCGAUGAGAUCGCCUAG
This is a messenger RNA of Capronia coronata CBS 617.96, 2214 nucleotides long. RefSeq lists its product as uncharacterized. The transcript has a single exon. The coding region runs from base 1 to 2214 and encodes 737 amino acids. Gene Ontology annotation, biological process: cytoplasmic translational initiation. Lineage: Eukaryota; Fungi; Ascomycota; Eurotiomycetes; Chaetothyriales; Herpotrichiellaceae. The record is from RefSeq and is a predicted model, not a curated record. Gene Ontology annotation, molecular function: guanyl-nucleotide exchange factor activity; translation initiation factor activity. Gene Ontology annotation, cellular component: guanyl-nucleotide exchange factor complex; eukaryotic translation initiation factor 2B complex.